AUGGAUGAGCAGAGGUUGAUGAAGGUGGCAGCUCUAGCGGCUCAAGCAGGAGACAUCGAUGCCUUGUAUGCAUUGUUUCAAAACAAUCCAAAUGUAUUGCAGAGCAUUGAUCGGAUUCGAUUUGUUGAUACACCUCUACACAGCGCUGCAUCGAUUGGGCAUACACAUUUUGCAGUAGAAAUGAUUAGCUUAAUGCCAUCAUUUGGUAAGAAGCUAAAUCCAGAUGGCUUAAGCCCCUUGCAUUUGGCUUUGCAAAAUGGGCGUACCGAGACUGUGAUAAGGCUCAUAAAUAUUAACAGCGAGCUCAUCCGUGUCCAAGGGAAGGGGGGGAUUACUCCUUUGCAUUAUGUAGCUGAAAAAAAUGAAGUCCGUCUUUUGGCUGAAUUUCUAUGCGCUUGUCCAGAAUCUGUGCAAGAUUUGACAAUUCGAGGUGAGACUGCUGUGCAUAUUGCGGUGAGAAACUGUAAUUUCGAAGCUUUUGAAGUCCUUUUUAAUUGGAUUGAUAAGACCAGUAAUGAACUGGUGCUACAAUGGAAGGAUGAGGAUGGCAACACAGUGUUGCACAUUGCCGCAUACACUAACCAACCUCAGGUUGUGAAGCAAUUGCUUAAAGCUGUGGAGGUAAAGGGUGAUAAGAAUAUGCUGGGUUUGACAGCUUUUGAUUUAAUUAGUAGUGAUGAGUUAAACAGUGAGAUCAAAAAUAUGUUAGCUUCAAGAUCAUUUGCUUGGUUUUGGAAACCUAAUUCAAUUAGUGAUAAAUAUCUGGCAGACUUUAUAAGGAACAGACGAGUCUCUAAUAUCUUUAAUAUGAGAAAGAUGUCAAACAAUAUGCAACUAGUGAUAGCUACUCUUGUUGCAACAGCCACUUACCAAGUUGCGCCUUUGCAAACUCGGUUGGAGUAA
Molecule: messenger RNA, 903 nt
Organism: Cornus florida
Lineage: Eukaryota; Viridiplantae; Streptophyta; Magnoliopsida; Cornales; Cornaceae
Product: ankyrin repeat-containing protein BDA1-like
Exons: 3
Coding region: 1-903 (300 amino acids)
Molecular function (GO): protein binding
Source: RefSeq, a predicted model, not a curated record